Messenger RNA from Epinephelus fuscoguttatus (brown-marbled grouper), 3326 nucleotides. RefSeq lists its product as uncharacterized. The record is from RefSeq and is a predicted model, not a curated record. The transcript is spliced from 4 exons. Gene Ontology annotation, molecular function: nucleic acid binding. NCBI's taxonomy places the organism in Eukaryota, Metazoa, Chordata, Actinopteri, Perciformes, Serranidae. Bases 1407 to 2327 code for a protein of 306 amino acids.
UGUGUGCUCACCACAGGUAUAUAAGUAGGGGACUGAUGGACCAGGUUGUGGUCUGAGCGGCCCAGUGGGUGGAGGGGUGAUGAGCUGUAUGCAUCCUUGAUGUUUGCAUACAGCAAGUCCAGUGUUUUGCAGUCCUUGGUGUGGCAGUCCACAUACUGUGUAAAAGUGGGGAGGGUAGAGGACAGGGAAGCAUGAUUGAAGUUGCCAGAGAUGAGGAUGAGGGACUGGGGUUACAAUGUUUGGAGCUGAGACAUAACAGUGUUUAGGAGCUCACAGGCUGCUGCAGCAUCAUCUGACGGUGGGAUGUACACCGUUAUCGUGAUGACUUGCAAGAACUUCCUCGGGAGGUUGUAUGGCCGGAUGCUAAGCGCUAGCAGCUCUAUGACCUUGGUGCAGCGCUGCUCUUUAACACUGAUGUGCCCCGGGUGACACCAUUUCUCGUUCGCAUACAUCGCUAUCCCUAUCCUUUGCUCUCCUGUCCGCUCUGAACAGCUGAAAUCAGUUAAGAGUUAUGUGCAAGUCUGGAGUGAGUUCGUUCAGUCAGGUACGGUGGCCGAGACGCGCCAUAUGCAAAUAAAAGUAACACUGUAAACAAAAAUAGAUGCCAUUGCAAAUAAAAAGAAAAGCUUCUGCAAAUAAAAGAAAAACGUUGCAAAUAAAAGAAAAACGUUGCAAAUAAAAGAAACAUCGCAGCAAAUAAAAAAAAUAAGCAAUGCAAAUAAAAAAAGCCACAACGGAAGUGGAUUACCAGGGACUGUUUUUGCCGAUGCACCGGUGUUUUGUGAGAGGAGGAGAAGAAGACGAAGAAGAAGACGAAAAAAUAGAGAACGGAGAAACAAGAACAGGAAUACAAACUGGAAAACGAACAAGAAAGUAAGUGAAAAUGUUAGUGUUUAAUGUCGCUACGUGUACUUUUUAAUGUGUUAUUUGGUGAGGUCAUGUAGCCCCAGGUUUGAAGUUGAACUGGACGAUGCCGGUGUAUUGUUAGCUUCGGCUAACACGGAGAAACCCAAUGUGUGGUGCGGAAAGACCUCGAACGAGAGGAGAAUCAAGUUCGGUAACUUUACUAGAAUAUGCAGAAAAACACAGUUACAUGUCCACCGCACGCUGUCACUCCAGAGCAGUGUCUACCCCAGACAAACACAACUAACAACAGGUACUGAGAGCCCGGAAUGAAAACACAUCUGAGUGGAAACAACUGAGUUCCGGCAGCUUAAUGCGGUCGUUGUUGUUGUUUUUAAUCAUUAAUCAUCAAGCUAACAAUAAUCUAAGGCGUGGGUAACAAUAGUUAUUUUUAUGAAUGUGAGGUUGAAGCUGUGUGGGGUGGCCAGGGACUUUUGAGAAAGUACCAUAAUGUCAGAUUGAAUCCUAAACUUAACUGUCUUUGCUAUGUCAUUUACCAGGUCAUGUUUUGUCCAUUCUGUGGGGUGAACCUUCCAUCUGUCCUGGUAUAUUGUGGCUCAUGCUGUAGAAAUGUCAGGUUCCUAAGGAGUCUUCAAAAUGAAGGUCCUGGAGCUACUUCAGUGGAUGAACUUAUCCAAAAAUAUUUCACAGAGGGCCAUAGUUAUGAAAUAAUAGUUGACCUACUGAAAACCAAACACAACAUAUCAGUCAGUCUUCGCAAUCUAGAAAGAAGACUAAAAGAUGCAGGCCUGACCAGAAGGAUCAGUUACACUCCAAUUGCUACUGUGCAGGCAGCUAUUUCUGAGGAGCUAAAGGGAUCAGGCCAGCUUUUAGGGUAUAGAGCAAUGUGGCAGAUUCUGAAACAGAAACACUCUCUUGUCGUCAGACAAGACGAUGUGAUGCGCCUAAUGGCAGAGCUGGAUCCAUGUGGAACAGAGAACCGCUGCAAACGUAGAUUUGUUCGAAGGGCAUAUCAUUCAAUGGGACCAAACGAAACCUGGCACGUCGAUGGGUAUGAUAAAUUAAAACUUUUUGGAAUUGCCAUAAGUGGCUGCAUUGAUGGCUUCUCCAGAAAAAUUAUGUGGUUGAAUUGUGGAAAGACCAACAACGACCCUUCAGUAAUUGCUCAAAACUACAUCAACUGUGUAGCUGAGCAUGGAGUUUUUCCAAAGCGGCUCCGCACAGAUUGCGGCACUGAAAAUGGAAUAAUGGCCGCCCUUCACUGUACCUUGAGAUCAGAGCAUACAGACGAGUUUGCAGGAGCUAAAAGCCACAUGUAUGGCACUUCAACAUCCGACCAGAGGAUUGAAAGCUGGUGGUCCUACUUCCGGAAACAAAGGAGCCAAUUUUGGAUGGAUCUGUUCAGUGACUUGAGGGAGAGGCAUCUCUUCAAUGGCAGCCCUGCACACACAAAGUUGGUAUGAUACUGCUUCCUGGGAGUCCUGCAGAAAGAGCUGGAUGAAUACAAGCUGUACUGGAAUACUCACACCAUUCGUCCUGUUCACCAAUCCCGGUGCCCAUCUGGUAAACCAGAGGCAGUGUAUCACGUACCUGAAAGAUUUGAUGGGAGCAAUUGUGGUUUCCCAGCAUCUGCCCAAACCCUGAACCACAUUACCAGCAUCAUGCCAGUGCCAGCAACUCCUGGUGAGGAUGAGCAUGAAACUCUCUUUGGAGAACUACAACGACAGAGUGGUCUAACAGCUCCUUUGCAGUGGGAAUCAGCUGUAGAGAACUACAUCACCCUGAAAAACAUGGCUGGUCUGUCAAACUUUAAGGGACAUAUUUGUGUUGUGACAACACUGAAACAAACUUUUUUAUGUGUAGUAUUUGCUGCAUGUUAUUUCCCUCUCUCUCCUGUCAUUUCCUGUCUCAAAUAAAGUUGUCUAUGCCUGACAAAAAAUCUUUGAAAAAAAGAACAGUCUGUAGUUUGGUAUUUUUUAUUAUAGAAACAAGCUGAAGCUGCAAGCCCAUUCCUGUUAUCAAUUAAUAAUACAAUAAAAAUGUGUGGUGUUGACAACAGACCACGUAUUUGCAAUACAAAACAAAAUAUUUAAAAAAAAAAAUGUUGCUGUGCAACUUAUGUUUGAAUGUGCAACAGAAUGUGUAACAUAACAAAUGUGCUAUGAAAUAUAUAACAAAUAUCACAAAUCUGCCAUGAAAAUAGACAGAAACUCUCACAAACAUCUCUCUUCCUCACUACAUUAAAACUACACUAGUGAGUGAGACUGUGUGUGGCAACAUUAACUUUUACCACAAGUUAAUUGUCUAAAAGCACCCAAAGCCGGGGAAAUUCUUGAUGCCAAAGUCCAUGUUGGCUUUGAAGGCACUAUAAGUGUCCAAAAGAGGAAGCUUUAAAAUGUUGGCACAGGUAUUCGCCAUUGGGAAUGUUGACGUUGUAGAACACAGGAAUUGAAGGCGUGGCA